This is a messenger RNA of Homarus americanus (American lobster), 4306 nucleotides long. RefSeq names its product coiled-coil domain-containing protein 6-like. The record is from RefSeq and is a predicted model, not a curated record. Bases 7 to 1428 code for a protein of 473 amino acids. The transcript has 8 exons. Lineage: Eukaryota; Metazoa; Arthropoda; Malacostraca; Decapoda; Nephropidae.
GUAAACAUGGCCGACAGCGCGAGUGAGAGCGACUCGUCGUCUGUUACUGAUGGACCAAUUAUGCAGCCGCCCUCAAUGCCACCUUCCCCAAUUACCCGGGAACAAUGGCAGAAGAGGAUAGACUGCCUACAGCAACAAAAUCGCGUACUAAGAGCCGAGCUGGAGACAUAUAAACUGCGAGUGAAGAGCCUGCAUGAGGAGAACAGGGCGUUGCGGCAAGCGUCUGUCAAUAUUCAAGCUAGAGCAGAGCAGGAGGAGGAGUUCAUCAGUAAUACUCUCCUGAAGAAGAUACAGGCGCUGAAGAAGGAGAAGGAAACUCUGGCUUUGAACUAUGAACAAGAGGAAGAGUGUCUUACCAAUGACCUAUCACGCAAGCUCAGUCAAUUGCGGCAGGAGAAGGUAGAGUUGGAACAGACACUCGAGCAGGAGCAGGAGUGCUUAGUUAAUAAAUUGAUGCGCAAGAUUGAAAAACUAGAAACUGAGACUGCAGCUAAACAGAAUGAUUUAGAGACACUUCGAAGAGAGAAGAUUGAGCUAGAGAAUACACUAGAACAAGAACAAGAAGCACUAGUCAACAAACUAUGGAAGAGAAUGGACAAAUUAGAAGCAGAGAAGAGAAUGCUUCAGGGAAAACUAGAGCAGCCAAUCUCCAAUCCACCUUCUCCAGCUGACUUUAAUCAAGGUGACCGAGCCAAUAAUCUAUCUUCUCAUAUCCAACAUCUGCGGGAUGAAGUCUCUAGGUUUCGAGAGCAACUCACAACUGCUCAGGAGGAGCAUAACCGCACAGCUCAACAGUAUGCAAAUGAAGAACGCUUAAUUCGUGAGGAGAAUCUUCGUCUGCAGAGGAAACUUCAGAUGGAAGUUGAGCGUAGGGAGGCCCUAUGUCGUCAUCUUUCAGAAUCAGAAUCUAGCUUGGAAAUGGAGGAAGAGCGGCACUACAAUGAGAUUACUUCACAGCGGCAUCGAACGCUUUCUAGUCCAGUGCCAUAUAAUCCAUCUCCUAGUUCCUCAAGACCACUCUCGCCAGGCUUGUCGGGCUACAGCGGGGGGCGGGAUCUGUUCUCCCCACCCAGUCCCAUGGGUCGUUGCCCACAUUGUGGCCAGGUGAUCCUUCACCACCCGCCACCCACUGUCCCUCCGCCCAAUUACCUGCCCUCUGCCUCCCCUCCUCCCCCACCUGUAAUCUCACCUGCAUUCCAGAGACAUGGGAGUCGCACUUCACAAGAGCGAUUUGUAAAACCCAUUGCUCCUCCCCCUAGCAGUUCUGCUCUACUGGCCACUCCAGCCUCACAUCACCCUGCAUCUAGCACAUCAGGAUCAUCAAAUUCCACACCUCCACAUCAUCCUCCACCUGUUCCAGCACCCCAGCUACCAUCUUCUCCACAUCCAGUUGCUCCUCCCUCACCAAUGGAUGUUAGCCGUAAUUGAUGGAGAGGACCUUGGGUUGUUGGAGAGGGUCUUGUGUGGUUUCUAGAAAGGUUGCUAGCAGGCUUUUUGUCCUGAUAGACUUGGAGCAUUUUUACCUCCAUUUUGUUGAGUCUUGAUGGUCUUAUUUGUUGUGAAAAAUGUGAUACAGAUGUUUCUGAUGUGGAAGAUAUAAACAGACAGAUCCAGAAGCUACAACAAUGAAGGUAAUUGUGGCCCAGACAACACAGUGAACAAUUUAUGCCACAGAUGUUUCAUUAGAAAAGUUAUACUUCUGGUACUUCUGGAGUCUUAAGCCUGGGAGCUAGUGGCAGUUGCAUUGUGGCAGUUAUUGGGUUUAUUGUUUGAGCCAAAUAUGUGAUAUAUAUGAGAUAAUAAUAGAGAGAAAGUGAGUAAAAGUCAGAUGAGUAGAUUGCAGAAUGAAAUUUUAACCAGUAGUAGUAUAAUAAUUUUCAAGCAUGUACGAUUGAAGUGUUACGUGUUCUCUCUCUCUCUCUCUCUCUCUGUCGCUCUGUCGAUUGUGAUAUGAAAACUACUGAUGUUUUGUGCUGAUGCAGUAACACUGUCUUUAGUAGAAUUUUGAGCUGACUUGUUUUACAACAGAGAAGUAACGCCAGUACUUCAAUUGAUCUUGACACAGUUGACAAGAAAUAUUUUUUUUCACAGUUACUUGAAUUUUGAUACAUAUGCUCAUAUUAGCACAAACAAUUCCUGGAAUUAGUAGAAGUGUGAUCUGUUAUCAAUAAUUAGUAUAGAUAAUUGUGUCUUGGUUAAUUUAAGUGAUGGUGUGUGAAACUAGUUUGGCUACUUCUUUAUAUCCCUUUUAUGUAUUGGGAAGCAAGCAGAAUGAGAGUCUGAUGCACUGAGUGUUGUUAUUUUUUGGUUUCUCACUUCUCAUGUUAAAUUUUACAGUUAUGCAAUUAAAAUGUUAUUAUAGAAUGUGAACUGACCAACAGCUUCGUGUGGUGCACUCUUCACGCUCAUGGUAGGUCUACUAUACCUCUGAAUAAUGGUAAUUGAAAUAUAAUGCAAGAUCCAUUGUGAUAAGUCAGAUAGUGUGCUUUUUCUUGUAAUUCAGAUUGCACUUUACAUAUUCAGGAAAUAAGAGUUCCUUUAUUCUUGGAAAUAUUAUUCAUCACAUUUAAUUUUCAAAUGAAUUGUUUGAGUAGCUGCAUAAUGCUUUUACGAAUAGCACCAUAUAAUAUUUUUUCUUCUAAUCCUUGUUAUUUAUAUUUACUUUUGGGUACUUUAGUAGGAAAACUACAACUGGCUUUACAUAUUUACAAGAUUUUAAGAAGUGGAUGAUUGUCAAGAAUUGAAGUGGAACCCCAUUAACCAGUGGGCUAAUAUAGAAAAUGCUGGAGAGUUAUAUUGCUUACUUUUUUGUUUAAUGAUUACGAUCAUUAUGACUUUCAUAGUAGAUAUUUAGAAUAAUGUAAAAAUUUAGGUGCUUGUAAGUUCCUGAUUACAGUAAAUAGAUAUACUGUACUGUAUUGAAAAAGGAUAUAUUAAUUUUAGGCAAGUACACCCUCUUCCUCCCAGUUAGAAAUAUGUGUAUUUAAACUAUAUAUAUGCAAGGAAACCAUACAAAAAUUUCUCCAUUCAUUAUUAAUACUCUUACAACUUUGAACUAUACAGAAUUUACAACUCACAGCCAGUCUUCUUCAAUAUGUACACAACCUUGUUAUUGAACUUCCCCACAAACUCUCAAGGAGGUGAUGCAGUUAUUUUUAUAUAAUAUCCCUUUUGUAUUCACUUUUCUACUUUUUCAUUAGAGCUCAAGAUGACACUGCUUAAUUUAACAUCUAUUACUGUACUACAUUUGUACUUCCAUAUCACAAAAACUGUUUUAGAUUUUUGUUUUUUCUUUGUAGAUUUCUAAAUUUCACAUGUCUUCAAAAGGUCUAUCUUGAAGACUAUACAUAGACUAUGUAAAACAACAUCUGAGGGGCUUUAGGUUUCUUAAAUUUGUAACAAAUAAGUUUAGAUUCAUUGGAAGUUUUUGUACUGAAGAAUCUUUUUUCAAAGGAAAGAAAGAAGAGCGAGGGGUAAUUAUAAACUGGCUAUAAUCUUCAUUAAUCAUUAUCCCGGGCCCAUAUUUAUUGUCAGUUUUCCAGCCCAACUAGUUUUUCAUAUCUUUGUAGUACCCUGUGCAUGCUGUCUGAUGUAACCAUUUGAAUUCUCUCAAAUUUUUUUUUUAAAACCCUUUAGACUCCACCAGUGUCAGAAAUUUCUUUGUAAAUUCCUUAUAAAUUCUUUGCAGAACAUUACCUCCAGUCAUAUCUUCCUUUUUUAUCUCUUAUUAAUUAAAGUUGGCUCGUGGUCUCGGUCAUCUACAUUUUUUUGUCCCUAUUAAGUCAAGGAGACACCCUUUGUAUACUGCACAUAUGUUAAUAAUGAAAAUAUGUGAAUAUAUACAUUGUCAAAUGUUGUAAUGUCCUCGUUCAACUAUUAACGUUAUGCACGACGAGUUAGUUUCCAACCAGUGCUGUUUGGAUAUACUGUAUGUACUAUUUUAAAAUAAGAAAUUAAGUCUUACAUUAGUAAUUAUUCUGUUAUAUGGUUUUGCUCUUCAAUUAUGUCUAGCUGUACCAUCAGUCAUCUAACAGUGAUAAACAUUCAACUUAAGAUGAAUUAUGGUUUGUUGUUGUCUGUCCAUUUGUUAAUCUUUUUUGUAACUCAUAUUGACUCUUUGUUGAUGCAGGGUCACUGAUGUUGGUAUGGUAGUGUAUCUUGGAGUGAGGGUAUUGCAAACCACACAUUUCUGGCUUCAGUGCACACCAGUUAGGGUACCAAACAUUGUGCUUAUACAGGUAUGGAGGUGUGUCAUUAUUGUGACUUACAUUAUAUACCUUUACUGAACAUCAAAAGUAUAAUAAUC